Molecule: messenger RNA, 2283 nt
Organism: Solea senegalensis (Senegalese sole)
Lineage: Eukaryota; Metazoa; Chordata; Actinopteri; Pleuronectiformes; Soleidae
Product: cystathionine beta-synthase-like
Exons: 15
Coding region: 131-1900 (589 amino acids)
Cellular component (GO): cytoplasm
Molecular function (GO): cystathionine beta-synthase activity; cysteine synthase activity
Source: RefSeq, a predicted model, not a curated record
UGUGUCGUCAUUAAAACCUCAGUCUUUGUCGAUUCUGCUCAUUCCGCUGUGUGGUACCGACCGUUGACGAGCCUCCGUGUCGACUACUUCUCCCGGGAUUUCUCGACAUCUCUCUGCACCAGGAUAAGCCAUGCCAUCAGUUCCCUCCUCUAAAGAGCCUACCGUCAUGGCUCCUGUGUGUCCCCACGCCGCCAAACUGCUCAACCACACCAACGGCGACUCCAAACUCCGUGAGGGCUCGUUGCCGGUGAAAGGUGUUGAGAACAUGCCCGCAGAGGGUGACGCAGAGGAGUCGGAGGGAUCCAUUCAGAUCCACGCAAAGGACGCCUCCCCUGAGAGGAAAUGGAUCCGGCCCGACCUUCCCAGUCGCUGCACUUGGAGACUGGGAGCAUCGAAAGCCGACUCUCCUCAUACACAAAUUCGGAGAGAAACUACCCCAGCCAUUCUCCCAAACAUCCUGCACAGGAUCGGUGACACUCCUUUGGUGCGCAUCAAUAAAAUCCCCAAAGCAUUUGGACUUCGAUGUGAAUUGCUGGCCAAGUGCGAGUACUUCAACGCCGGUGGCAGUGUUAAGGACAGGAUCAGCCUGCGGAUGGUGGAGGACGCUGAGAGAGCUGGCCUCCUCAAACCUGGAGACACCAUCAUAGAGCCCACGUCUGGAAACACAGGUAUUGGACUGGCCCUGGCUGCAGCAGUGAAAGGUUACCGCUGCAUAAUCGUUAUGCCCGAGAAAAUGAGCAUGGAGAAGGUGGAUGUCUUGAGAGCCCUCGGAGCCGAGAUCGUCCGUACUCCCACCAGCGCUCGCUUUGAUUCCCCAGAGUCUCACGUCGGUGUUGCCUGGCGCCUCAAGAACGAGAUCCCUAACUCCCACAUCCUGGACCAGUACCGCAACCCGAGCAACCCACUGGCUCACUACGACACCACUGCCGAAGAAAUCCUGGAGCAGUGCGAUGGUAAAGUGGACAUGUUAGUAGCAGGAGCAGGCACAGGGGGCACGAUCACAGGUAUCGCCCGCAAGCUGAAGGAAAGGUGCCCCAACAUCAAAAUUGUUGGGGUUGACCCAGAAGGCUCCAUCCUGGCUGAGCCAGAAGAGCUUAACAAGACUGAAAAGACCCAGUACGAGGUCGAGGGCAUUGGGUACGACUUCAUCCCCACUGUGCUCGACAGAUCAGUGAUUGACUCGUGGCAAAAAGUCAAUGAUGAGGAAUCCUUCGACAUGUCUCGCAUGCUGAUUCGAGAUGAGGGGCUGCUGUGCGGAGGCAGCUCUGGAACAGCCAUGGCGGCAGCGGUGAAGGUUGCGAAAGAGCUGAAGGAGGGCCAGCGCUGUGUGGUCCUCCUGCCCGACUCCGUCCGUAACUACAUGUCCAAGUUCCUGAGUGACAAGUGGAUGGUGGACAAGGGUUUCCUGAGGGAGGAGGACCUCAUGGUGAAGAAACCAUGGUGGUGGAACCUGAAGCUGCAGGGUUUGAACCUGUCGGCCCCGCUCACUCUCCUGCCCACAAUCACCUGUCAGAAGACGAUCAAAAUCCUCAAGGAGAAAGGCUUCGACCAGGCACCAGUAGUGGAUGAGUCUGGGUUAAUUCUUGGUAUGGUGACAUUGGGGAACGUGUUGGCUUCGAUUCUGGCAGGGAAGAUCAAGCUGUCGGACCCGGUCAGCAAGGUGCUCUACAAGCAGUUCAAACAGAUCCGCCUGACUGAUAAUUUAGGGAAGCUCUCCCGCAUUCUGGAAACUGACCAUUUUGCCCUGGUGGUGCACGAACAGAUCCAAUACCUGACAGACGGCUCUCCCAGUCUGAAGAAGAUGGUUUUCGGCGUGGUGACGGCCGUUGACCUCCUCAACUUCGUCACAGUGCGGGAAAGGAGAGAGCGAUCCAUGUCAGAAUCCUUUGAUGAUAUGUGAUCGUUAGAUAAAGAACACACACUUGCGUCCUCUUUUCAAUAUCACAAAACGCAUGACUGAUUUAUUUUAGAAGAUGACAAAAUGAGUCCUGUUAACUUUCUGAUUUACAAGGAUUGUUUUGGUUUGUUUUUUUUAACCAUAGAAACUAGUCUUACAUGAAUAAGAAACCAUAUGCAUACAGUCAUUUUGUGAUAUUACUUAUUUGAGGCGUUUCAACUUGAGUUCUUAUUUUAUCUGCCUGUAGUGCACAAAUCAAUAUUCUGUAAAUGUGUAAUUUGUUGGAGGAUUUUGUUUUGUAUCGGGGUCUUCAAACUAGAACCCUUUGUCUGUUUACAUGUUUCUCUGUGGCCUUGUUUACCAAUCAAACAUUAGAAACUACAGUU